CUGCGCUUCCUGUCAUACGCCCGUGACGCAAUUUUACUUUCGCUUUCGUGCGAAUCAGCUGACGAACGUCGAUCCGCAGUUUGAUCGUCGUGUACGGGAUAAGGUGAAGCGGGAAAUGUCCAGCACAGCCAUGAAGAAGAAGGUGCUGUUGAUGGGUAAAAGCGGCUCGGGAAAGACGAGCAUGAGGUCGAUCAUCUUCGCGAACUACAUCGCCAGAGACACCCGCCGUCUCGGAGCCACAAUAGACGUCGAGCACUCUCACGUUAGAUUCCUGGGCAACCUGGUGCUGAACCUGUGGGACUGCGGCGGCCAGGACACGUUCAUGGAGAACUACUUCACGAGCCAGCGGGACAACAUCUUCCGCAACGUCGAGGUGCUGAUCUACGUGUUCGACGUUGAGAGCCGCGAGCUGGAGAAAGACAUGCACUACUACCAGUCGUGUUUGGAAGCCAUCUUGCAGAACUCGCCCGAUGCCAAGAUCUUCUGUCUCGUGCACAAGAUGGACCUGGUCCAGGAGGAUCAACGAGAUCUGAUAUUUAAAGAGCGCGAGGAGGACUUGAAGAGACUGUCCCGUCCGCUUGCCUGCACCUGCUUCCGGACGUCCAUCUGGGACGAGACGCUGUAUAAAGCCUGGUCCAGCAUUGUUUACCAGCUGAUCCCUAACGUGCAGCAGCUCGAGUGCAACUUGCGCAACUUUGCGCAGAUUAUCGAAGCGGACGAGGUGCUGCUUUUCGAAAGAGCCACUUUCCUGGUGAUCUCUCAUUAUCAGUGUAAAGAGCAGCGCGACGCGCAUCGCUUCGAGAAGAUCAGUAACAUCAUAAAGCAGUUCAAGCUCAGCUGCAGUAAGUUGGCAGCAUCUUUUCAGAGCAUGGAAGUGCGCAACUCGAACUUUGCGGCCUUUAUUGAUGUGUUUACAUCUAACACCUACGUGAUGGUGAUCAUGUCUGACCCGUCGAUACCCUCGGCUGCCACUCUAAUCAACAUCAGAAACGCCCGGAGGCAUUUUGAGAAACUGGAACGGGUGGACGGGCCGAAACACAGUCUGCAUAUGCGCAUGCGCUAGACGCGCACUCGACACUUGUGUCAAGUGCUUUCCUUUCUUCAGAUGUUAAGUGUUUCUCUCAGUGCACACACGUUGCAGUGGAUGUGGUCAUUAUAUGACGAUAGGUCCUGUUGUCUUUUAAAACAUGAUUUGUGCCAUACAGUGACUUUAAAGGUUACAUACAUCAGAAAGUUAAAUGAACUAUUGUUUGCAUUUUUUUCCAUGUGUGUCCUUUAUACAUGUUCUGGUGUCUUUAAGCAUUAUCAUAGCUUGUUGUCAUGUCUUUGCAGAUGUUAAAAACUUGAUUAAGCAAAGACCGUUUCUCCACUUAAAAAAAAGUUUAGCAAAUGUAUAAAAAAACUUGAGUUGAAUGUUGAUAAAGUAUGCUUCUGAUGGAAAUUAUUUUUGCAUCCAGUUCUUUGUAGAGGAUGUCAAAAAAAUAA
Triplophysa rosa is the source of this 1485-nucleotide messenger RNA. RefSeq names its product Ras-related GTP binding A (gene rraga). Gene Ontology annotation, biological process: cellular response to amino acid stimulus; cellular response to starvation; regulation of autophagy. Gene Ontology annotation, cellular component: nucleus; Gtr1-Gtr2 GTPase complex; lysosome. Bases 116 to 1063 code for a protein of 315 amino acids. Lineage: Eukaryota; Metazoa; Chordata; Actinopteri; Cypriniformes; Nemacheilidae. Gene Ontology annotation, molecular function: GTP binding; GTPase activity. The record is from RefSeq and is a predicted model, not a curated record. The transcript has a single exon.